AUCCUCCGGGCCAGUGCCGCCGCGCUGACGAGGGACCGUCGUCACCCUCUAGUUCACUAGUUCCCUUCAGCGACCUCGCUGAGAAUUCUGUAAGGCUGAGCAAGGAUUCGACAGCACAGGCUACGCCUUUCCAGGAAAGCUUCCUCGGAGUAUUUCGUGAGCAGGGAGGCGGGGCUGCGCGAUGUCUCGCGGUCGAUUCGUUUGACCUCGCGGGAUCUCGUUCCAGCAGCGCUCUCUGGGAGCACCGAGGGGGCUUUGGCACGCCGCCAUCACGACGUGUGCGCCUCCGCUCGCGUGAGAUCGUGGGCGCAGCAGAGCAGCUGGGCUGACAUCUUUUUGACGCAUCACGAUGGGUUCCAGGAAGACUUUCUCUAAGGAGUUCAUGACGAGGGACCCCGUCUAUAAAACAAGACGUUCUCCCUCGUCUGGGAGCUGCCUUUCCUAUUCUCAUCAGUAUGAACAGCUUCAACCCGCCUCGUCCACACAACCAACGAAAACACAAGAAUAUCCUCUCCCCUCGGCUUCACAAACACUCUUAGUCACAACCACCACCACCACCACAAAAAUGCAGUUCGCAAACAUUCUCCUUGCCGCCCUCGCCGGCGCCGCCUCCGUCUCGGCACGUACAACCCCCACCGCCCGCCGCCAAGCAGGCGCCUCUGCCCACCCGGGCUGCCGCAUCGUCCCGGCCUCGGACCUGAACUUCGGAGUCGCGGACCUGACCUCCGGCACUGUCGUCACGAAGGUCCUCACCUUCCCCGUCGGCCCCUCCGCCGCGGGGCCCUGCCAGCUCGUCGGCGCCUUCGCCCGCGGCUUCCCCAUCGAUCAGGGCGGCGGCGCCCUCGCGCGCCUCGACGUCCGCGCCCUCGGGGGCGACGCUCCGGGGAGCCUCGUCGGCUCCUUCGGCCCGCUGCAGGUCAAGGACGACGUCGUGGCCCGCGAUACUCUGCAGGUCAUCAACAGCUUCCAGUGCGCCGAGAGCCUGAGCUUCGAGUUCGAGGUCGCCAACGACGCCGGGGUCGAGGAGGACAUCAACGUCACCUUCACGGCGUCGGCGCUCGGCGGCUUCUUCGUGCAGGUCGGCGACCAGUGCAACUGA
Messenger RNA from Colletotrichum destructivum, 1099 nucleotides. RefSeq lists its product as uncharacterized. The transcript has a single exon. The record is from RefSeq and is a predicted model, not a curated record. The coding region runs from base 350 to 1099 and encodes 249 amino acids. Lineage: Eukaryota; Fungi; Ascomycota; Sordariomycetes; Glomerellales; Glomerellaceae.